This is a messenger RNA of Linum trigynum, 1308 nucleotides long. NCBI's taxonomy places the organism in Eukaryota, Viridiplantae, Streptophyta, Magnoliopsida, Malpighiales, Linaceae. The record is from the annotation of a GenBank genome assembly.
GAAGCAACGUUUGUUCAGUUUGCGUAUGGAGGAAGGUACGUCUCUCAGGAAUCAUCUAGAUCAACUCAAUACCAUCUUGCUAGAUCUGCGGAAUAUUGAUGUUAAAGUAGAUGAUGAGGAUGCUGCCUUAAUUCUGUUAGUAUCUUUGCCACAGUCAUAUGAGAAUUUUGUGGAUUCUUUUAUUGCUGGGAAAGAUAGUUUGUCUUUGGAAGAUGUUAGAUCUGCUCUACAUACUAGAGAGGUUCGACAUAAGGCGUCUGGUUCUGGUUCGGAAAAUCAGGCAUCUGGGUUGGCUGCUACGAGUAGUAGGAGACAACAAUCUGAUAAUAGGAAGAAGAAUACAAAUUCGAAUUCUGCUGGUUUGAAAGAUGAUAUCUGUCAUUACUGCAAGGAGAAAGGACAUUGGAAAUUUGAUUGUCCUAAAUUGAAGAAAUAUCAAGAGAAGAAUGAAUCAUCUGUUGCUGUGGCGGAAGAAACUAACUCUGAUUCUGAAGAUGGUUUAGCCUUAGCAGUGAAUGAACAGGUACAUCAUCAGGAUGUGUGCUAUUUAGAUACUGCAGCUGAUUAUCAUAUGUGUCCAAGCAGGGAGUGUUUUUCAACUUAUGAGCAGAUAGAUGGAGGACAUGUUUCUAUGGCCAAUGGUGCUAUCUGUAAGAUUGUUGGAAGAGGCUCUGUCAGGAUGAGGACACAUGAUGGUUCUGUUCGCACCUUGAACAAUGUUAGGCAUAUUCUAGAAAUGACUAAGAAUCUGAUAUCUUUGAGUCUACUCGACAGCAAGGGUUUCAGCUUCAAAGGUGAAGGUGGAGUGUUGUCUGUCUACAAGGGUUCUAAGGUGAUUUUGAAAGGUGUCAAGCAGGGUGCCUUGUAUAAUCUACAAGGUUCUGUUUUGACAUGUUCUGUUGGUGAUAAGUGCAGCAAGUUGAUUCUGAAUGGCAAGUCUCAAUAUGGAUUGGACUUGUCGAAUGGUUUGAGUUGUUGACCGCCCUUAGGGGCAUUUGGAGGCAGGGGAGAUUCUGGUACAACUGAUUUGGAGGAGUUGCGUACAUCUGGCAACUUUGGUUGCAUCUGGUACAUCUGGCAACUUUGGUUGCGUAUGGUACAUUUGGUAUUUGAGAGAGAAUUCAAGUCAAGGUGGAGAUUGUUAGAAUAUGACUUGAAUUUGAUUUGGGUUUGUUUUGUAUUUUAGGCCUGUUCUGUUUGGGUUUGGGAUUGAGCUUUGUUUGACCUUUUUCCUUGUAUGUUUGGGAAUAGGUGUUUGGUUUUCUGUUUGGGAUUAGGAGAAGAGUUCUAUAAAUACUCUUCAUCACC